CCCCACUCCAGGAAGUGCGGGGGCUACGGCCGCCCGGCUGGCUGCAAUGCAUUCUGGGAACGCAGCAGCACCAGAUCCAAGAUGGCGGCCAGCAGGAGGCUGAUGAAGGAGCUUGAAGAAAUCCGCAAAUGUGGGAUGAAAAACUUCCGUAACAUCCAGGUUGAUGAAGCUAAUUUAUUGACUUGGCAAGGGCUUAUUGUUCCUGACAACCCUCCAUAUGAUAAGGGGGCCUUCAGGAUCGAAAUCAACUUUCCAGCAGAAUACCCAUUCAAACCACCGAAGAUCACGUUUAAAACAAAGAUCUACCAUCCGAACAUUGAUGAAAAGGGGCAGGUCUGCCUGCCAGUAAUUAGUGCUGAAAACUGGAAGCCAGCAACCAAAACCGACCAGGUAAUCCAGUCCCUCAUAGCACUGGUGAAUGACCCCCAGCCCGAGCACCCCCUUCGGGCUGACCUAGCUGAAGAAUACUCUAAGGACCGUAAAAAAUUCUGUAAGAAUGCUGAAGAGUUUACAAAGAAAUAUGGGGAAAAGCGGCCUGUGGACUAAAAUCUGCCAUGAUUGAUUCCAGCAAGUGUGAGCAGAGACCCCAAGCAGUGCAUUCAGACACCCGCAAAGCAGGACUCUGUGGAAAAUUGACAUGUGCCACCACCUGGCGUUCACUUGUGGCAGUUACUAACUUUCUACAGUUUUCUUAAUCAAAAGUGGUCUAGGUAACCUGUAAAGAAAGGAUUAAAAAUUUAAGAUGUUCUAGUUCUGCUUUCUUUGUUUUUAAAAAAUCACUGCUUCAAUCUACUUUUUUAAAAAUGGUGUUUCUUUCCCAAAUUUAUCCAAAAUCUUUAAUUUACAUUUAGUCCUUAAGGCUUAAAAAGGAGGAAAAAAAAAUAGGUUGCUGUUCCCCAUUCCCCCUGCCCUUGAAACUCACACUUUCUUGAAUGCAGUUUUAUUUUUCACUUCUUCACUUCUCCAGGCCCAGGAUCAGUGUCCUCUGCAAAGGAGAAGAGAUGGUGCUAGUAUUUCUGGUGGCGUCUCAUCUCCUCUGUUGGCACUGCCUGGUGUAGGAGUUGGUUCAAAUUCUCCUGACUCCAAUAACAUACUUUACUUUUUUUUUUUUUUUUUUUUUUACUUUUAAAUAAGCAAACCACUUACCCCACCCUGCCCUCAAAAUUUUUCUUGAAAAAGGAGGCAUAGCUGUUAUGCAAAAGAUCUGGCAAAUGUUAUAACAGUAACACUGAUGGGAAAACAUGGAUGUCUGUGUACGUGAUUGAACUCUGACCUGGCCUGCUUGGGGAAGCCAUGCACUGUCAGGGUUGUGGUCACCCCAGGGGAGGGCCUGCCUGCCAACCAGAAGACACUGUGCCCUUGUGUUAGGGAUUUCUCACCAGAGAGGUUCCUGCGGCCCACGGUUAGCACUCCUGCAGCCACUUAGAAGAUUACUGGUCACUGCAGACAACACAAAAGCCAGAAUAUCCAUUUGAAAAUCCACGCUUAUCUGUCUCCAAACUCCAUCUGAAUGUGCCAGGGAGCUCUCUGCAACUCCUCAAGGCCAGCCUUUCUUCUUUCGGCAGUUUGACCCUGUAUAGGGUUGAAAUUGGCAGGACUCAGCCAUAGCCAGCGCCAGUCUGGAAUUGCCAGUGUCCUGCUGAUCCCUUUGGAGCACUCAGGCCAGGAACAAGAUGGCCUCUCUCUCCCUUUGGACUCACAACCUCUGCAGAGUCAAGCUCCGUUUGAAGCUCACUCAGUAAUAUCCUUUACAUGUGUUUUAUAUGGUUUUGACUGCCUUUUUUUGUAGAAAUAAAAAUUGACCUUAGAAUUUAUCAUCAGAUGAACUUGUAAGGAUUUGAAUGUUAAUAUCUUUUCUAAACAAGUGGGACUGUCCCUGAAAUAGAGAAUACAUGUCACUGACACCCAGAGGAAGCCAUUGGUCCAAAUGCCAUGUAUCACCAACUCCACUUCUGCUGGUGGCUUCCAUUCUUGGUUAACAGGGAGUCUAGAUCCAUCCAGGGAGAUGACUUAAAAACUUUGCUUUCUGUUUUGAUUUUAGUUCUCUAAUUUGAGACCUUUCCAGGGCUUAUAGACCUGUAUGAACUUGGUUUUACCUGUGCAGAAGAUAAUGGGUAGGAUAGACAGUAUGACUAUUUAGUUGUUCAGGCAUGUGACCCCUGCGGGUGUCAAUGAAUUCCGCUUCUUUAGUCCUAGGAUUGUCAGGAGCACGUCCUGGAGACUACCGUGUGCCCAGCAAGAGCAGUGGGCCAGUGUUUCCACAUCUCUCUUCACUAGCAGAAAGGUGAUGGACUUUAUUUCACUUGUGCAGACUUAUAAUAAAAUGCCAAAUUCUGUCAGAAGCUAUCUGGAUAAGUCACCAUUUGUUCUUGCUUCUCUGAAUCUAAAAAUAUCACCAUCCUUGGAAACUCCCAUUGCUUCAUGUUUCUACCAACUUAGCUCUGCCCGCCUGUCACCCCCUCACUUCUCUGCUCAACACGGGAGAAUACCUUUGUCAAAGUCGGCAGCCCACCUCAGGGACUCUCAACAGAGGCCUGGCCCUCAGAGAGCAAGGCAGUGGGUGGUCCCUCCCUUGGGCCUGGGCAGCUUGGUCCAGCCAACCAGGAGUUCUGGGCACAGCCCACCGGCCAGACUUUGCACGCACAGGAGAGCAGCCCUGGCUGUUCACAACCAAACAGCUGGGUCCUCUUAAGAAAGGGGAGAGCAGCCACUGCUGCCCUAAGGCCACUCAGGAAUUCACCCCUCUGGUUCUUCUGAAGUGAAACGCACCGGCUCCUCCCCACCCCCAUACCCCUCCCCUUCAAAGAUGUUGCGAUCCUGGUCUGCUGCCCUUAAUAAAAAUGCUCUCCAACUUUG
This is a messenger RNA of Erinaceus europaeus (western European hedgehog), 2856 nucleotides long. RefSeq names its product ubiquitin conjugating enzyme E2 L3 (gene UBE2L3). NCBI's taxonomy places the organism in Eukaryota, Metazoa, Chordata, Mammalia, Eulipotyphla, Erinaceidae. The record is from RefSeq and is a predicted model, not a curated record. The transcript has 4 exons. Bases 82 to 546 code for a protein of 154 amino acids.